Messenger RNA from Trichosurus vulpecula (common brushtail), 804 nucleotides. It is a transcript of the gene TEX52, whose product is annotated as testis expressed 52. Bases 1 to 804 code for a protein of 267 amino acids. The transcript has 2 exons. Lineage: Eukaryota; Metazoa; Chordata; Mammalia; Diprotodontia; Phalangeridae. The record is from RefSeq and is a predicted model, not a curated record.
AUGACCUGUUGCAACGAUCCCUUCACUGAGGAAACAUGGGUACAGCGAGAAUUCUUCCACCCAGACAUUCCCUUGGUUUUUGGAGGCUUCACUCCAAAGCCCUACCAUCAGCUUGCUGUGAAACAACCACCCUGUACAAAAAUAAAGUCCAUCACACGCCAGCGACUCCUCUCCCCUUGGAAGGGUACAUCUCAACAUACAUGGGGCUACCACACUUGGGUGGAUGUGGGGCGUCUACCCCCAGUCUUUCCCACAAGACCUGAUAAACCUUAUGAUAGUAAUGUCUGGCGAUGGCUCACUCGCACUGAAGCCCAUAAAUGUCCUUUAACAAAGUAUUCUGUCCCUCCACCUUCCUGGCUUGGGAAGAACAAUUUAUUGCGCUUUAUUGACACUCAUCCUGUCUUCAUGGACCCAGUAAGAAAAGAGAAAGUGGUCACCCAGACCAAGAAGGAGAUAAUGGAAGCAGGAAUACUCAAAUCAAGAAGUGAAGCAAGGGUACCGCCACUGGAUGCCCAGGGUAACAUCUUGCCCCCCAAGAACUUCAAGAGGUACAGAUAUGUGACACCAGGUGGACGAUUGGACCCUAACGGCUUCCAGCUUGUGCCCACCCCAGUCCCCAAUUUACUCUGCAGGGGUUGGCCCUGCCCAAACCCUCAACAACAUUACAAAGAGAUGUCGAUGAGGCUGUUACUGCAGCCUGCUCCUCCCCUGGACCCUGAAAUGGUGAGGAAUUACCAGAUUCUUGCAAAGGACCGAGCAGCUACUCCCAUCUGCUAUGUCUCAGAAGAACCCCGCGUGGCCUAA